Sclerotinia sclerotiorum 1980 UF-70 is the source of this 939-nucleotide messenger RNA. RefSeq lists its product as hypothetical. Gene Ontology annotation, molecular function: amine-lyase activity. The transcript is spliced from 3 exons. The record is from RefSeq and is a predicted model, not a curated record. Gene Ontology annotation, biological process: pyridoxine biosynthetic process; pyridoxal 5'-phosphate biosynthetic process; amino acid metabolic process. Bases 1 to 939 code for a protein of 312 amino acids. Lineage: Eukaryota; Fungi; Ascomycota; Leotiomycetes; Helotiales; Sclerotiniaceae.
AUGUCCAACGAACUCCCCACCACCGCCACCAACGGAAAUGGACACGGCCACGGCAACAAUGUCUCCUCUACCUUCACCGUCAAGGCCGGUCUUGCGCGUAUGUUAAAGGGAGGUGUAAUUAUGGAUGUCGUCAACGCCGAACAAGCAAGAAUCGCAGAAGAAGCAGGCGCAGUAGCAGUCAUGGCACUCGAACGUGUGCCAGCUGAUAUUCGAGCUCAAGGAGGUGUAGCCCGCAUGUCUGACCCAAAGAUGAUUAGAGAAAUCAUGGAGACAGUUACUAUACCCGUGAUGGCCAAGGCAAGAAUCGGUCACUUUGUAGAAUGUCAAAUCCUCCAAUCAAUCGGCGUAGACUACAUCGACGAAUCCGAAGUGCUCACCCCAGCCGACGCCCUCCACCACGUGGAAAAACACCCCUUCACCAUCCCCUUCGUAUGCGGCUGCCGCAAUCUCGGCGAAGCCCUCCGCCGCAUCUCCGAAGGCGCAGCCAUGAUCCGCACCAAAGGUGAAGCCGGCACCGGAGACGUCAUCGAAGCCGUCCGCCACCAACGCCAAGUAACCUCCGAAAUCCGCGCCGCAUCGCUCAUGUCCGACGAGGAGCUCCGCAUCCUAGCAAAGGACAUCCAAGCACCCUUCGAACUACUCAAAGAAACCGCGCGACUGGGACGACUUCCCGUGGUAAACUUUGCCGCGGGUGGAAUCGCCACUCCUGCCGAUGCGGCACUCAUGAUGCAGUUGGGAUGCGAUGGUGUGUUUGUCGGGAGUGGGAUAUUCAAGAGUGGGGAUGCGGCGAAGAGGGCACGGGCUAUUGUGCAGGCUACGACGCAUUUUAAUGAUGCGAAGGUUUUGGCGGAGGUGAGUGAGGAUUUGGGUGAGGCGAUGGUGGGGUUGAAUUGUGGGACUAUGGAUCCUAAGGAGAAGAUGCAGGGGAGAGGAUGGUAG